Messenger RNA from Rhea pennata, 2444 nucleotides. RefSeq names its product myotubularin related protein 11 (gene MTMR11). The record is from RefSeq and is a predicted model, not a curated record. The transcript has 16 exons. Bases 42 to 2015 code for a protein of 657 amino acids. Gene Ontology annotation, biological process: phosphatidylinositol dephosphorylation. Gene Ontology annotation, molecular function: phosphatidylinositol-3-phosphate phosphatase activity. Gene Ontology annotation, cellular component: membrane; cytoplasm. Lineage: Eukaryota; Metazoa; Chordata; Aves; Rheiformes; Rheidae.
GCUCCGCGGCGGCUCCGGCGCGGCGGCCAAAGUCCUGCGGCAUGAGCGCGGCGCAGCGCGGCGCCGCCUUCCGCGGGGUGCCCGGGGAGCGCGUCCUGGAGCAGGCGGCGGGCGUGCGGCAGCGCGGCGGCGGCGGCUCCGUGCGCGGCACCCUGUACUGCACCAACCUGCGCCUGGCCUUCGUGCCCGGCGCCCAGGCUCCCGGCUCCCGGACCUUCCUGCACAGCGAGUACGACGUGGCGCUGCCCUGCAUCCGCAAGCUGGUGGCAGCGAGCAGCUUCGCCAAGCCCAAGGAGCUGACGGCCGCCUCCAGCCUCAAGUUCGUGCCCGAGGAGCUGGCGGUGCACUGCCGGGAUUUCCGCGUGCUGCGCUUCCACUUCCCCGAGAGCGGGCCGCAGCCGCAGGCCUUUCGGGUCGCCACGGCCAUCGCGCGGGCGCGGGAGACGGCGGCGUGGCCGGCGCAGGCGGAAACCGCGCUGGAGGAGGAGGAAGACGAGGAGGAGGAUGAAGAGGACGAGGAUGAGGACGAAGGCCCCACGCUGCUCUUCGAGAGCCUCCGCGACUGGGAGAAGGAGCUGAAGCGGCAGGGAGCCGCGGGCUGGCGGGUGAGCGCCGUCAACGAGCGCUUCGACAUGGCCACCAGCCUCCCGCGGUACCUCUGGGUGCCCCGGCGGCUCCUGGACAAGGACCUCAAACGGGCUUUCGCCCACUUCGAGGAGCGGCGCCUGCCCCGUCUCUGCUGGCACCACCCGGGCGGCAGCGACCUGCUGCGAGCCGCCGGCUUCCACGCCGCGUCGGACCCGCAGCACGACGACGUCAGGUGCCUGGAGGCGCUGAUGCUGGCGGGCCACGCGCGGUGCGUGCUGGUGGAGGCGGCCGCCGAGCUGCCCAGCCUGGCCGAGCUGCAGCUCGCCCACCUCAAGCUGCGGGCGCUCUGCCUGCCCGAGUCGCCGGUGGCGGACGACAAGUGGCUGUCGGCGCUGGAGGGGACGCGCUGGCUGGAGCACGUGCGGGCCUGCGUGCGGAAGGCGAGCGAGGUGGUUUCGCUGCUGGCCGGCGCCCGCUGCUCCGUGGUCCUGCAAGAGUCCGACGACCGCGACCUCAACUGCCUGCUGGCCUCGCUGGCGCAGCUCCUGGCCGACCCGCACGCCCGCACCCUGCCCGGCUUCCAGAGCCUGCUGCAGCGCGAGUGGGUGGCCGCCGGGCACCCCUUCGGGCGCCGCCUGGGGCUCGGCCGCCCCGGCGCCCGCGGCGAGGCGCCCGUUUUCCUGCUUUUCCUCGAUUGCACCUGGCAGCUGGUGCGGCAGUUCCCCGCCUGCUUCGGCUUCACCGAGAGCUACCUGCUGGCGCUGCACGACAGCAGCUUCGUGCCGUAUUUCAGCACCUUCCUCUUCAACUGCCAGCGGCAGCGGAGCCGGAGCGGCCAGCCCCCGGUCUCCGGCCAGAGCUACACGCCGGUGGGCGGCUGGCAGGAGCCGCCGGCGGCGGAGCCCGGGGGCCGGCGGGACGCCCCCGCCCGCCGCCUGCCCAGCGUCUGGGACUGGCGGCUGCGCUACAGCCGGCAGCAGCGGGCUCGGUUCAGGAACCCGGCGGGGCCCCGCGCCGGCCCGGCGCCCGCCGGCACCGCGGCCCCCCAGCCCGGCGGCGGCGGCGAGGGCGCGGGGGCCGUGUGGGUGCUGGCCAAGGGCGCGCUGUGGCCCCAGGCGCAGCCCUUUCCCUGGCGGGCCAAGCGGCUCCCGCGCUGGGCGCUGUCCCUGGAGAGCCUCGGCGAGCCGGAGCGGGGUCCCGGCGGCAGCCCCCUGCCCGCGCCCGCCCGGGGGCCGCUGCUGCCCUGCGCCGCCGGCCCCGCCAUCCGCCUCUGGCACCGCUGCUACCUGCGCGCCGUCCCCGAGAGCCAGCGCGGGCGCUUCGCCCCCUCGCCGGCCGGCCUCGCCGAGGAGCUGCGGCUGCUGCAGGAGCGGCUCCGCGCCUGGCGCCCCGCGGACCCCCACGGCCCCCCGCCGCCCUCGCGCUGACGGCCCCGCCGGGGACCCCGGCCGGAGCGGGGCGAAAGGCGCCGGCGCGGCCGCCGACCCGCUCCGGGAGGAGGACGCCGGAGCCGCUUUUCCCGUCCGGUUCUCGGUCCGCGGUCCGCAGGGCAGCCCGCCGGCGGGUUGAACACGCUCCGUUUUAUUCCGAAAAACUCCGGGGUUUCCGGAGGACGAGCCGGAGCUCCGGGCCCCGAGAGGAGACACCAAGGGAGAGCAGCGGCUCCGGCUGCGCCGAGCGAACCGAGAGAGAGGAAAACCGGCUCGUUUUCCCCGGGCAGCUGGAAAAGCCGCUUCCGUGGCGGAGCCGGGGAGGGAGCGAGCGGCGCCCGGGGGCCGUGGCCGGGCUCUAGUCUGUAUAUUUUUGUAGCGACGUUUCUAUUUAAAUGCCAUUAAAGCGCAGCGUCUCCGGCAGGA